This is a messenger RNA of Dovyalis caffra, 1038 nucleotides long. Lineage: Eukaryota; Viridiplantae; Streptophyta; Magnoliopsida; Malpighiales; Salicaceae. The record is from the annotation of a GenBank genome assembly.
AUGUUGUCCUCUCCAAUUCUGUACUCUUUUUCACUCUUGCUUUCUUUUUCCCUCAUCUACCUCUUCGCCCCUCAAAUCCUUCCUCUCCAAAAUCCCCAAAGCCAUCUUUUUGACGAGCUUGAUGAUCUUACUCUCUUCAAGAAAGCCCUUAAGCCUUGUAAGACUAUCUCCCACUUAGCCACCAGCAAUCCCACUCCUAAAAUAGCCUUUCUUUUCCUUACAAACUCUGAUCUCUCUUUUGCUCCUCUAUGGGAACGUUUUCUCAAGGGCUACAACAAUCUUUACAACAUCUACGUACAUGCAGAUCCAUUUAGUGAAGUCUCAAACCCAGGUGGGAUUUUCAAGAAUCAGUUCAUUCCUGGCAAGAAAACCGAAAGGGGCUCUCCUUCUUUAAUCUCUGCAGAAAAAAGGCUUCUUGCUAGAGCCAUUCUUGAUGACCCCUUUAAUCUUUACUUUGCUCUUGUUUCUCAACACUGUGUACCUCUCUAUUCCUUUCAAUACAUGUACAAUACCGUCUUUGGCCACAACAUUUUGAAAGCUUUAACUACUCAAUCUCGUCAUCGGAGUUUCAUUGAAAUUCUCUCCAAAGAUCCAAACUUGCCUGAUAGAUACAAUGCUAGAGGUGAAAACGCUAUGCUGCCUGAAAUCCCAUUUGAGAAAUUCAGAGUUGGGUCUCAGUUUUUUGUGCUAGCAAAAAGGCAUGCUUUGCUUGUACUCAAGGAUAGAAAGAUAUGGAGGAAAUUUAAGCUUCCUUGCUUGAAUAUAGAGUCUUGCUACCCUGAAGAACACUACUUCCCUACACUUCUGUCGAUGAAGGAUCGAAGAGGAUGCAGUCAGUACACAUUAACAAAUGUUAAUUGGACUGACAGCUUUGAUGGCCACCCCCAUUUGUAUCAAGCAGAAGAGGUUUCUCCAAGUUUAAUCUAUACAUUGAGGCAGUCCAACUCAAGUUAUUCCUAUCUUUUUGCAAGGAAAUUUGCUCCCGAUUGCUUGCAUCCAUUGAUGGAAAUGGCAGAUGAUGUGAUCUUCAAGGAUUGA